GUCAGUACAGGUAGCACUCAGAGACCCAUAGCGGGCAAAUUCUAAGGUAAUACAGGCUGAGGAAAUGGAAUCCGGAAUGGACCUGAUCCAUGGUUCUGGGAUCCAGAUGGUUCAGUACCUUCAGACCAACUACAAGGAUUCCCAAAAUCUGUUUCUGUUCAUCUCAUUCGCUGCAGAUUUACGAAACACCUUUUUUGUCUUUUUCCCGAUCUGGUUCCAUCUCUGCGAGUCAGUGGGCAUCAGACUCAUCUGGGUGGCCGUGAUCGGUGACUGGCUGAACCUUGUCUUUAAAUGGAUUCUCUUUGGACAAAGGCCAUACUGGUGGGUUUAUGAAACUACUUUCUACAGCAACUCUUCUGUCCCAGUGGUUGAACAAUUUCCAGUUACAUGUGAAACUGGGCCAGGAAGUCCCUCUGGACAUGCAAUGGGCUCAGCGGGUGUUUACUAUGUGAUGGUCACUGCAAUUCUAACCCUCCUGUUUCAGAAACAGCAGCAACAGCUCAAGAAAUGGUGUGCUCAUAGCCUGCUGUGGAUGGGAUUCUGGGGAGUUCAAGUCUGUGUUUGUUUGUCCAGAAUCUUUCUUGCAGCUCAUUUCCCUCACCAGGUCAUUGCAGGAGUCAUUUCAGGUAUAGCAGUAGCUGAAGCAUUCAAUCACAUCCAGUUGAUCUAUAAGGUAAACCUGAAGCACUACCUCAAUACCACUGCCUUCCUGUUUGUCUUCGCUCUUGGAUUUUAUCUUCUCCUGAAAGCCUUUGGAGUGGACCUUCUCUGGUCUGUGGAGAAAGCUAAGAGGUGGUGUGCCAAUGCUGAGUGGAUUCAUAUUGAUACAACACCCUUUGCUGGCUUGUUAAGGAACCUGGGUACCUUUUUUGGUCUGGGGUUAGCCCUUAAUUCUCAACUUUAUGCUGAUAAUUGUAAAGGAAAACAAGGACAAAGGCUCAGCUUCAAACUCAGUUGCAUUGUGUUUUCCAUAAUAGUUCUACAUUUAUUCGACUUCUUCAAACCACCAGCUAAGAUCGAACUGCUGUUUUACUUCUUGUCCUUCUGCAAGAGUGCUGCCGUACCUCUUACAGCUGUAGUGAUCAUACCGUACUCUCUGUCUCAUAUCAUAAGGGCGCACGACAAGAAGAUCUUGUAGGACAGUAAAUGAAACAGUGUACUGUGUUGCCUCUCUCUUAGCAAAUAUAAGACUUAAGCAUGGUAAGAUUACAGAACUCUGAGUCACAUGGGAAUACUUAGAAACCAAUGCAGUAUUUAAACAUGGUAAGAUUACAGAACUCUGAGUCACAUGGGAGUACUUAGAAACCAAUGCAGUAUUCAAACAUGGUAAGACUACAGAACUCUGAGUCAUGUGGGAGUACUUAGAAACCAAUGCAGUAUUUAAACAUGGUAAGAUUACAGAACUUUGAGUCACGUGGGAGUACUUAGAAACCAAUGCAGUAUUCAAACAUGGUAAGACUACAGAACUCUGAGUCAUGUGGGAGUACUUAGAAACCAAUGCAGUAUUCAAACAUGGUAAGACUACAGAACUCUGAGUCAUGUGGGAGUACUUAGAAACCAAUGCAGUAUUCAAACAUAGUAAGAUUACAGAACUCUGAGUCAUGUGGGAGUACUUACAAACAAAUGCAGUAUUUAAACAUGGUAAGACUACAGAACUCUGAGUCAUGUGGGAGUACUUAGAAACCAAUGCAGUAUUUAAACAUGGUAAGAUUACAGAACUUUGAGUCACGUGGGAGUACUUAGAAACCAAUGCAGUAUUCAAACAUGGUAAGACUACAGAACUCUUAGUCAUGUGGGAGUACUUAGAAACCAAUGCAGUAUUUAAACAUGGUAAGAUUACAGAACUCUGAGUCACAUGGGAGUACUUAGAAACCAAUGCAGUAUUCAAACAUGGUAAGACUACAGAACUCUGAGUCAGUUGGGAGUACUUAGAAACCAAUGCAGUAUUUAAACAUGGUAAGAUUACAGAACUCUGAGUCACAUGGGAGUACUUAGAAACCAAUGCAGUAUUCAAACAUGGUAAGACUACAGAACUCUGAGUCAUGUAGGAGUACUUAGAAACCAAUGCAGUAUUUAAACAUGGUAAGAUUACAGAACUUUGAGUCACGUGGGAGUACUUAGAAACCAAUGCAGUAUUCAAACAUGGUAAGACUACAGAACUCUGAGUCAUGUGGGAGUACUUAGAAACCAAUGCAGUAUUCAAACAUAGUAAGAUUACAGAACUCUGAGUCAUGUGGGAGUACUUACAAAGAAAUGCAGUAUUUAAACAUGGUAAGACUACAGAACUCUGAGUCACGUGGGAGUACUUAGAAACCAAUCCAGUAUUCAAACAUGGUAAGAAUACAUAACUUUGAGUCACGUGGGAGUACUUAAAAACCAAUGCAGUAUUCAAACAUGGUAAGACUACAGAACUCUGAGUGAUGUGGGAGUUAUUAGAAUCCAAUGCAGUAUUCAAACAUGGUAAGAUUACAGAACUUUUGAGUCAUGUAGGAGUACUUAGAAACCAAUGCAGUAUUCAAACAUGGUAAGACUACAGAACUCGGAGUCAUGUGGGAGUACUUAGAAACCAAUGCAGUAUUCAAACAUGGUAAGAUUACAGAACUUUGAGUCACGUGGGAGUACAUAGAAACCAAUGCAGUAUUCAAACAUGGUAAGACUACAGAACUCUGAGUCAUGUGGGAGUACUUAGAAACAAAUGCAGUGUUUAAACAUGGUAAGACUACAGAACUCUGAGUCAUGUGGGAGUACUUUGAAACCAAUGCAGUAUUCAAACAUGGUAAGACUACAGAACUCUGAGUCAUGUGGGAGUAUUUAGAAACCAGUGCAGUAUUCAAACAUGGUAAGACUACAGAACUUUGAGUCAUGUGGGAAUACUUAGAAACUAAAGCAGUGUGGUUAAAACUAUGGGUAACUUGCUGGACAAGUUACUAAUCUUUUAGUGUCUAGAACAGUGUUUUUUUAUGAUGUGUUACUAUUGAAAACUUGAACAUUCUGCUGAUUCUAAAUGCAAUACUGCAUACAUGAACAAAAACUGCAUAGAAAGAUUUAAACACCUGAUUCAAUAUACUGGUGAUUUUUUAAGAGUAGCUGAAUACUUAUUGCUUCUGGUCCCUCGCCAGGACUUUGCACAUGUGUGGACCCAUUAGGUCAUGGUCAAGCUGUAAAUGUUAAAUACUGAUGAUAGGAAACAGCCAUCUGUCUAAUCACAUCAAAUAUGUAUGCUACAAGUAUGUUUUUGUAUUUAUUUUUAAAUAUGAAUGAUAUAUCCACAGACUGCAUAUCUGCUAUAAGUUUUGUUUGUUUUUAAUAUUAUUUUAUUAAAAUUAAGUAUUUUGUGAA
This is a messenger RNA of Protopterus annectens (West African lungfish), 3339 nucleotides long. Its product is annotated as glucose-6-phosphatase catalytic subunit 1-like. The coding region runs from base 65 to 1138 and encodes 357 amino acids. The transcript has 5 exons. Gene Ontology annotation, cellular component: membrane. Gene Ontology annotation, molecular function: glucose-6-phosphatase activity. The record is from RefSeq and is a predicted model, not a curated record. Gene Ontology annotation, biological process: glucose 6-phosphate metabolic process; gluconeogenesis. NCBI's taxonomy places the organism in Eukaryota, Metazoa, Chordata, Ceratodontiformes, Protopteridae.